AUGAAUUCUCCAUACUUAGGGGCAUUUACAACGCAUUGCUUCAAUUUAAUAUUAGGUUAUAUACUUGUUAAUCAUCAAAUGCCACGAAUGUGUGCAACUACAUGGCUUGAACGUUUAUUUCAAUCAUGCCAACGGACAAGUAAUAAUCAAUCUUCUAAAGAUGAACAUUUAUCUGAAGAUCAACAUCGUUUAUUAAGGUAUGAAAAGUUACUACAUUUUGGAAAUGAUGCGUUCAUCCGGUUUCGGGCUAUAUGGAAAUGUGCACGAUUUUGUGCUAUGAAUAAAUUGAAAAUACCGCUUGGCAAACCACAAGAAACAUUUUUAGCACUUGAAGAAACCUUACGAUAUUUUACUUGGCCAAUUGAUAACAAUACAAAAAAAGUAGAAGCAUCUUCGUCAGAACAAACAAGUUGUUCUUCAACAUCAACAUCAACGAUAAAUCAUCCAAUAAUCUUAUCAUCAUCCGGCGAAAUAAAUGUUUCAACAGAUAAAGGUGAUUGGUGGUGUGAUUUACAUUGUUGUGGUCUUUUAUUGCAAUUAAUUCAAGUACUGGAAAUGUGUAUGCACAAUGCAAAUAAAGGCGUUGCUCUUUCACUUCCACAAUUACCAAAAACAUCGGAAUUCGAAUUUGUAAAAGUAUCAUUUGUUCAAUCACUUAUUAAACUUCAUAAUAGUAUGGCUAUCCAUGGAAUUUAUGGAUGCUUAAAAAAUAUUCAUCAACUUGAUUGGUCAUGGAUACAAGCUUGUGAACGUAAAGCUGCUGGAAAUCUUGAUCAAGCAGCUUAUGAAUAG
Molecule: messenger RNA, 792 nt
Organism: Rotaria socialis
Lineage: Eukaryota; Metazoa; Rotifera; Eurotatoria; Philodinida; Philodinidae
Source: the annotation of a GenBank genome assembly